UCCAGAACUGCUACAAUGGAAGUUAAAGGAAAAAAAAAAAUCACAGGAAAAGAUGUGAAGACCUCACAAGAAAAAAACAUAUUUCAUAAAAACAGUGAUUCUGGUUCGUCAAAGACCUUUCCAAGAAAAGUUGUCAAGGAAGGUGGACCUAAAAUCACACCUAAGAACUUCGAGAAAUGUGCCACAAAACCCGGGAAAAAAGGUGUAAAGCAGUUCAAAAAUAAGCAGCAAGGGGAUAAAAUACCAAAGAACAAAUUCCAGCAGGCAAAUAAAUUCAACAGGAAGAGAAAAUUCCAGGCGGAUGGUAAAAGUGAUGAAUCAGCGGCCAAGAAACCAAAGUGGGAUGACUUCAAAAAGAAGAAGAAGGAACUGAAACAGAGCAGACAGCUCAGUGAUAAAAGCAACUAUGACAUCGUUGUUCGUGCGAAGCAGAUUUGGGAGACCUUACGACGAAAAGACUGUGACAAAGAAAAGAGAGUCAAGUUGAUGGGUGAUUUGCAGAAGCUGAUUCAAGGGAAGAUUAAAACAAUGGCAUUUGCUCAUGACUCCACUCGUGUGAUCCAGUGUUACAUUCAGUAUGGUAACGAAGAACAGCGAAAACAGGCUUUUGAGGAGCUGCGAGAUGAUUUUGUCCAAUUGAGUAAAGCUAAGUAUUCCAGAAAUAUUGUUAAGAAAUUUCUCAUGUACGGGAGUAAGCCGCAGAUUGCAGAGAUCAUGAGAAGUUUCAAAGGGCACGUGAGGAAGAUGCUGCGGCACGCGGAGGCGUCCUCCAUCGUGGAGUACGCGUACAAUGACAGGGCCGUCUUGGAGCAGAGGAACAUGCUGACGGAGGAGCUCUACGGGAACACGUUUCAGCUCUACAAGUCUACGGAUCACCCAACUCUGGACAAAGUAUUAGAGGUACAGCCCGAAAAGCUAGAGCUUAUCAUGGAUGAAAUGAAGCAGAUUCUAACUCCAAUGGCCCAAAAGGAAGCUGUGAUUAAGCACUCAUUGGUGCAUAAAGUAUUCUUGGACUUCUUUACCUACGCGCCUGCCAAGCUAAGAUCAGAAGUGAUCGAAGCCAUCCGCGAGGCGGUAAUAUACCUGGCACACACACACGAUGGCGCCAGAGUGGCCAUGCACUGCCUGUGGCAUGGCACGCCCAAGGACAGGAAAGUGAUUGUGAAAACAAUGAAGACUUACGUUGAAAAGGUGGCUAAUGGCCAGUACUCCCAUUUGGUCUUAUUGGCGGCAUUUGAUUGUAUUGAUGAUACUAAGCUUGUGAAGCAGAUAAUCAUAUCAGAAAUUAUUAGUUCCUUGCCUAACAUAAUAAAUGACAAAUAUGGAAGGAAGGUCCUCUUGUAUUUACUGAGCCCCAGAGAUCCUGCACACACAGUGCGGGAAAUUAUUGAGGUUCUGCAGAGAGGAGAUGGGAAUGCACACAGUAAGAAGGACACCGCCAUCCGCCGGCGAGAGCUCCUGGAGGCCGUCUCUCCGGCUUUGUUAAGCUACUUGCAAGGACACGCCCGCGAAGUGGUGCUGGAUAAGUCUGCGUGCGUGUUGGUGCCCGGCAUUCUGGGAGCUGCCACGGGAGACGUCCAGCCCGCCAUGAGCGCCAUCGCCGGCUUGGCGGCCGCAGAGUUGCACCCGGGCGGCCAGGACGGAGAGCUUCACGUCGCAGAGCAUCCUGCGGGACAUCUCGUUCUGAAGUGGUUAAUAGAACAAGAUAAGAAGAUGAAGGAAAGCGGAAGAGAAGGUUGUUUCGCAAAAACACUUGUAGAGCAUGUUGGUGUGAAGAACCUGAGGUCCUGGGCCAGUGUAAACCGAGGUGCCAUUAUUCUUGCUAGCCUUCUCCAGAGCUCCGAUCAAGAAGUUGCAAACAAAGUCAAGGCUGGACUCAAAGGCCUCAUUCCCACAUUGGAGAAAAACAAAAAUGCCAGCAAAGGAAUAGAAACGCUGCUUGAAAAACUGGCCGCCUAGUGGAGAUAGUUAAGAACAAGAUGGAAUCUUCUUUCCUGUUCUCUUUUCCCAGAGCGGGAAAGAAGGGCCAGGGGCCGCCUUCCUGGGAGUCUGGGUGCUCUGUGUUUGUGCUUCUUCUUUGUAUAAGAGUCUAUUUAUAAAACAGUUUUCUAAAAA
Felis catus (domestic cat) is the source of this 2115-nucleotide messenger RNA. It is a transcript of the gene PUM3, whose product is annotated as pumilio RNA binding family member 3. Gene Ontology annotation, biological process: regulation of translation. Gene Ontology annotation, cellular component: nucleolus. Gene Ontology annotation, molecular function: mRNA binding. Lineage: Eukaryota; Metazoa; Chordata; Mammalia; Carnivora; Felidae. The record is from RefSeq and is a predicted model, not a curated record. Bases 16 to 1959 code for a protein of 647 amino acids. The transcript has 17 exons.